Molecule: messenger RNA, 2829 nt
Organism: Brassica rapa (field mustard)
Lineage: Eukaryota; Viridiplantae; Streptophyta; Magnoliopsida; Brassicales; Brassicaceae
Source: RefSeq, a predicted model, not a curated record
AUUGGAAGUUGGAAUCUUUUAAGAUAGACUCGUGUUACGUGCACAAACGAAAAUAUGUCUCAUUUCAGUGCCGUCUCUGGGGUCUUUUCAAAACAAUUAACACUAUAUUUUAGUGAUAUAAUAAAGUAGUUUUAAAAGUUUAUAUUUCUAUAUAUAUAUAUAUAUAUAUAUAUAUAUAUAUACGUCUCUUUUAAAUUUAUAAGUUCUAAAUUUAAUAUUAUAUCUAAAAUUUUGAAGUUUUAAACUACAAUUUAUAUAUUUAUUAUUAAAAAAUUCUAAAUUUUUACAUUUUUAGAUUUGAGCCCUAUUGUACCACUCUACUUGUUCAUGCUAUUAAACGGCUAUAUCUCUCAGCAUCACUUUUUAUUUUAUUUUUGAAAACUUAACAUCGUAUUUGUUGUUAUGGUUUUUGAAUUGAUAUCUUAAGAGAAAUAUUGAUUUUGUUUUCUUUCUACCUACUGCAAAUAAGACUUUAUGAAACAAACAUCACGUAACACGUUAAUUCUAACGAUAAUUAAUUACAGUAGUACCCUCAAUGUAUUGAAUAUAUCUAAUUGUCAUUAUUAAAAAAAAUAUUUUUUUGUUUUUUAUUUUUUUAAUUUAGGUUCCUUUUUCUUCAUACUUUUCAAAUAACCUUAUAAUUUAAAAAACAUUUAUAAAUUUUAAAAACAAACAAAACAAUUUAAAUAACAUAAACUAUGAUAUCGUCGCUUUAACCUGAGCUCAUAAACUUACGACACUUUAGGGUUUUUGAUCCCAUUGUUUCAUCUUCUUCCUCACAAUCCAAGAAUCCUCCAGUUACAGAUCCAUUUUAUUAAAGUCGUUCUUGGAUCCAUCAUCCACGAUGUAUCUUUAAUGCGAACUUUGCUCUUGGUAGGUGGUGGAACUUCAAGUAUAAAAAGGUUAGCAGUUCUGCUCUCUAAAUCAUCUUACCAAAUCCACUUAUUUCAUGAACUCAUGUCUGUUGAUAUGCUCUUGCUUGAUACGAAGUAGGAGCAAGCAAAGCUUCAGAUUUGCGGACACCCCUGUUUCGCUCCUAUUCGAAGAGGUCUCUGAGAGCAGAAACUUUAUCCACAAGGAGCUGUUCCGUUUUCAAGGUUACGAGGAGUUAAUAUAUUUUGGUAAGUUAUGGGUUUUACUUCCACUUUCAAGAAGAAACACAAAAGACUCCGCCAAUUAUGGCCAACCUCUGCAUCCAGAGCUACAGGUAGGUGAUGACAAUCCCAGCCAUGAUAUGCCAGGAGCUGGAGCUGUAACAACAGACCCUUCUCAAAGUGUUGAAAGAGGUAUUCAUGACAACAGCAACAGACCCAGUAACCAUGUGAUGGUGGAAAGCCUCCCAGGAGAUGUUACCGAACAAAACGACACCCCUGUUUCAUCUGACAUGUCUUCUGCGGAGUCCCUCGAGGCAGAUGGUGUUCACUCUGCGAAGAAGCCACACCAUGGUUAAGCUUCAGAUUAUUGGAGUCCAAUUCAAAUUAGCUCAAUCUCACGACUGCUUUCUUAACCAGUUUUUUAAUAUUUCAUAAACCGGAUAAGUAUCACUCGAGCUAUUUUCCUCAGUGUUUUAACUUUAAAUGUAUUUCCUCUUCUUUAUGAACUCUGCAGCUUCAACGAAGCUAUGUUUGCUUCCGUUUAAAAUUAUUUUAAACCUUAGAACUGGUUUGAUACCCCGUCGUUAAGAGCAUUUUGUUAACUUAAAAUAUUAUGUCUACUCCAAGGAUUCUAUUUUUAGUUAUGAUUUUAAAUUGUGGUCAUCGUACUGGCUGGUUAGAGUGGACAAGAUUAUUCAAAACAGCUGACAAAAAAAAAUUAUUCAACCCCUUCUGAUCAUGUCACAUACAUAAAUAUUCCGUACUCUUCAUCGAAUAUUAUCCAUAGGUCAUAACAAAAAGUGAGAUCAAACCACUCAAGUAAAGUUCCACCUCGAAACUGUUUAAGCCAUCAUGCGGAUUUUUUUAAGAAAGCAAACAUCUAUGGUAAACUUGAUUCCAGACUUAAAGCGCUGCUAAUGAUUACAUUAAACAUCACACUUUCUGUGAAUAAAAUAUAUAUUCUGGAGAACAGUUUAGAGUUAAGAAUCCUCUGUUUCAUGCAUGUGUAGCUUAAUUACAGUUACUCCAUGGUCACAACAAUGUUAAAGGAGUCCCAACAGUUACCGUUACAAAAUAAAACCCCUACAGACAUUCAUUAGUCAUAGCUUUCACUGGAACUGCAUAACCUUUUCGCCGCACCAAGUUAACAAUAGGACAAAAAGCAUAGACUUACUAAUAGAGCAUUGUGACAAAGAAUAUCACAUCGUGCUUUGUUGAACGCAAAGAUGCUGAAAUGGCUUUAUCAUGAACUAAAGAAAAAUCAGAGUAAGAAGCUGAAAAAAUCAGGUGUUAGCUUUUUUGGGUUAGAUUUGGUUGAAAAUAGACUUUGGUUUGGUUAAAAGUGAUUGAAUAUUAUUUGGUAGAUAGUAAACCGACUAAAAACGUAAUCUAUGGAUUAUUAAAUUUUAACUACUAAUCAUGGAGAAAUGAGUUUGUGAUUUUUAAUUUGGUAAGAAAUAAAUUCAUUAGUUUCAUCUAACAGUAGGUGGAUAUUUGAUUAUAUAUGAUAACUAUUCGUGGAAUAUAGCAUAUUUUCCUUAUCUAGACCAAAAUUUUAAUACAAUAUAAUCCAUAAAUUAUAUAAUUAAUUGCACAAUGUCAACUAAAUAAGUUUAUAACAUCAAUGUAUUUGCAAAAAAAAUAACUUAACUAAAACACAUAAUAUAAUUCAAAAUAUUAUGAAAUUAGAGAACAAAAUAAUUCUUUUGCAAAAAAAAAAACAAUACAAACAAAA